AUGUUUACGAUUAUAAUUGGUUUGAUAUGUUUAAUUAUUGGAAAGAUUGAAAUUAGACCACCAAAUUUAAUAUUGAUUGAUUUGAUUUGGGUUUUAGUUGUUUUAAGUUUAUUUUUUUAUAUUUUAUCAGAUGGGAAAAUCACAAUUGUGGAAUGUGGAAUCAUGUGUGGUAUGUAUUUGAUAUAUAUCCUAUUUUUGAAUUUAUAUGAUAAAGAGAAAGAGAAAUUAAAAGUAUUAGACCAGGAAAUAAUAAUUGAGCAUUGUGAAGAUGAAGAAAUUGUACCAAAACCAAGAAGAACACAUGAUGAGAGAGAACAUGAACAUCUUUACAACAUAGAGGAUGCAUUGAAUGUAUUGAGUAAUGAUGAAUUGGUAAGUUAUGGAAGUAUUUCAAGAUCACCAUCACCAUCAUUAAAACAAUUAAGUCCAUCGGUAAGUAUAAAUGAAGAAGAAAAUGAACCGGGUAAACCAUUGACGAUUUUAAAUCUAAUUGAGAUAUUUUUUAAUUUUAUUGACGUUGCUUUCUUAUUGUUAAUUCCAGUAUAUGAAGAAAAUAGCUACUUGAACAAAUAUCAUCAAAUGUUGGUAGUAUGGUUUAAUGUAGGAAUACCAAUACUUUUAAACUAUCAAUUUUUUCAAUUUCCAUUGGUUAAAUUACUUCCAUUCAUUUUAAUAUCUACAGUGUUGUAUCAAUUUAUUAUUAAAUAUUACUUACCACGAAAUUUCAAAAUCAUUUCAGUUUCAUUGAUAGGCAUAGUUGCAAGUCUAAUAUUAAUAUCAAACAUAUCAAUAUUAAUACUACAGAUCUUAAAGAACUUAGGCUUUUUAUGGAAAAUUUCAGAUUAUUUAUUAGGUUUAUUAAUUUUUGCAAUUUCAAAUUCCAUAAACGAUUUAAUUACAAAUAUAACAUUAAGUACUAAAAUUAAUCCUAUAUUAGGUAUAAAUUCAUGUUUGGGAACACCACUAUUGAUUAUUUUACUAGGUAUUGGCUUGAAUGGGUUAAUUGUAUUAUUAGUAAAUUGUCAAUCAGAGAUUAAAUUUAAUCUUACUUCAAAUUUAAUCAUUGAUACAAUGAGUUUGAUUCUUACUAUUAUAUUGAUUAUCAUUUAUUUGUUGUUUAAUCUGUGGAGAUUUGAUAAAAAGAUUGGUGCAUUUUUAAUUAUUUGGUAUUUAGCAAUUACGGGGGUGAAUUUGUAUUUAAAAUAG
Messenger RNA from Insectozyma verbasci, 1206 nucleotides. Lineage: Eukaryota; Fungi; Ascomycota; Pichiomycetes; Serinales; Debaryomycetaceae. The record is from the annotation of a GenBank genome assembly.